CCGAGCCUACCUCUCUCGCCCGCCGAUGGGUGGGAGGAGGGAAUUGCUUCUGCGUAAAGAUGGCGGCAGUGAGGAGGAGUCUUUUGCAGAGUGAGCAGCUUUCAAGUUGGACAGAUGACUUGCCGCUAUGUCAGCUCUCUGGUGUUGGUUCAGCUUCUAAUCGUUCCUACACUACUGAUGGAAAGGGCACUGAAAUUCAUCCCUUAGAGGAUAACUGGUUGAAAUUCAGAAGUGAGAAUAAUUGCUACCUCUAUGGAGUCUUUAAUGGUUAUGAUGGUAACCGAAUCACAAACUUUGUGGGAGAGCGGCUUUCUGCAGAACUCCUGUUGGGCCAGCUGAAUGCAGAGCAGGAUGAGGCAGAGGUGCGCAGAAUCUUGUUACAGGCCUUUGAUGUGGUAGAAAGAAGUUUUUUGGAGUCCAUUGAUGAUGCAUUGGCAGAAAAAGCCAGCCUCCAAUCCCAGUUACCAGAGGGGGUUCCCCAUCACCAGCUGCCUCCUCAGUACCAGAAAAUUUUGGAGAGGUUGAAGUCUGUAGAAAAGGAAAUCUCUGGAGGAGCCAUGGCCAUUGUGGCAGUGAUUCUUAACAACAAACUUUAUAUCGCUAAUGUAGGAACAAACCGUGCACUUUUGUGCAAAUCUACCAUGGAUGGAUUGCAAGUGACACAGCUCAAUAUGGAUCACACUACCGAGAAUGAAGAUGAAUUAUUCCGCUUUUCACAACUGGGUUUAGAUGCAGCAAAAAUAAAGCAAGUAGGAACCAUAGGUGGGCAAGAAAGUACUCGGCGUAUUGGAGAUUAUAAGGUCAAAUAUGGCUACAGUGAUAUUGAAUUUCUUAGUGCUGCGAAAUCUAAGCCAAUCAUAGCAGAGCCUGAAAUCCAUGGUGGGCACCCAUUAGAUGGCGUCACAGGCUUUCUUGUGCUCAUGUCAGAAGGACUCUACAAAGCUCUAGAAGCUGCUCAUGGACCUGGACAAGCCAAUCAGGAAAUUGCAGCCAUGAUUGCCACAGAGUUUGCCAAACAAACGUUAUUGGAUUCUGUGGCUCAAGCAGUUGUAGAUCGAGUUAAGCGUAUUCACUGUGAUACCUAUGCCAGCGGUGGUGAACGGUCCAAAUUCUGCUCUCGGCAUGAAGACAUGACAGUCCUAGUAAGAAAUUUUGGGUACCCGCUAGGGGAGAUGAGCCAGCCCACACUGACUCCAACACAAGGUGGCCGUGUCUAUCCUGUGUCAGUGCCAUACUCUAGUACUCAGAGCACAAGCAAGACCAGUGUGACUUUAUCACUUGUGAUGCCUUCUCAAGGUCAGAUGGUCAAUGGUGCCCACAGUAGCUCUACGCUGGAUGAAGCCACGCCCACACUUACCAAUCAAAGUCCUACUGUGACUCUUCAGUCUACUAACACUCAUACCCAGAGUAGCAGCUCAAGCUCAGAUGGAGGCCUUUUCCGUUCUCGUCCUUCUCAUUCUCUCAGGCCGGAUGAAGAUGGGCGCGUUGAAUCCUAUGUAGACUUUGCAGAGUUUUACCGCCUUUGGAAUAUGGACCACAGUGAACAGGGGACACUCACUGUGCAAUAAUGCAUGGGGAGUAACCCCUGUGAAGUCCCACCAGACAGUAGGUUGCAAUUCAUCUCUUGGCUGACCAACAUUUUUCUACAAAGCAUGAUCUUUGGGAGACUUCGGGACAAAUUGCUAAUGUGAUUAUUCUCAUCAACUUGUCAAGCAUAUUUACUCAUAUUGAAUUCUUUUCUAAUGGUCUCUUCCACUGUGAAAACUUGUGGCAUUAGAGAGGGUUGCAAACCCUUUUACUGCAUGGCUGUAGAAGAAGAAUAGUCAGCAGCCAGAAUUCUCUUAUGGAUAAGUCCACAACAAAUAUCUGUCAAGAGUAUGUGUAUAUGUAUAUAUGUAUGUGGGCGCAUCUUGUUGAAGGCAUAAAUCUGGGAAUACUUAUCAUGGUUUGGGGCUGCUUUGCUGCCUCAGGGCCUGGACGGAUUGUUGUCAUUGAUGGGAAAAUGAAUUCCAGAGUUUAUCAAGACAUUUUGCAGGAAAACGUACGACCAUCUGUCCGCCAACUGAAGCUCCGCAGAGGAUGAGUGAUGCAACAGGACAAUGACCCAAAGCAUACAAGUAAUUCAACAAAAAAAUGCACAGAAUACGCCUUCUGGAGUGGCCCAGUCAGAGUCCUGACCUCAACCCAAUUGAAAUGCUGUGGCAUGACCUUAAGAGAGCGAUUCACACCAGACAUCCCAAGAAUAUUGCUACACUGAAACAGUUUUGUGAAGAGGAGUGGUCCAAAAUUACUCCAGAUCGUUGUACAGGUCUGAUCUGCAACUACAGGAAACGUUUGAUUGAGGUUAUUGCUGCCAAAGGAGGGUCAACCAGUUAUUAAAUCCAAAGGUUCACAUACUUUUUCCUCCCUGCACUGUGAAUGUUUACAUGUUAUGUUCAAUUAAACCAUGGCAACAUCUAA
Molecule: messenger RNA, 2460 nt
Organism: Pantherophis guttatus
Lineage: Eukaryota; Metazoa; Chordata; Lepidosauria; Squamata; Colubridae
Gene: TAB1
Product: TGF-beta activated kinase 1 (MAP3K7) binding protein 1
Biological process (GO): protein dephosphorylation
Cellular component (GO): cytosol
Molecular function (GO): protein serine/threonine phosphatase activity
Source: RefSeq, a predicted model, not a curated record